AUGACAAGAGCAACUCCAGAAGUAGAAGAAAUGUCUCCAUCCAAGUCCAACCCUAAUAACAAACCACCCCAUCAGAAACCUCACCGCCCUACCCUCUCACCCAUCGCUUGCUGUUCCCCAAAGCUCUCCCUCUAUAUCCUCUCAGCUUGCGUCACUCUCUUCAUAAUUCUCCACAUCCAAUCCCUCCAAACCCAAGAUCCCACGCCAUCAUCAUGGUCCAUGCACCGAUGGCGAAGAGACACCAACACCACCACUAGCAGCGCCGCCGCGGAAAUGACCGACAAACAUCGCCAUGCGGUCACAUUCCUCCCGCUCAAAGACCUGCGUUACUCGGGCCCCGCAGCCCUCCAGGGCCACACGUGGUUCAUGAGUUCCAUGUACGACCACCAGGACGAAGAAGGAGGGGUCCAAUACCAGGGAUUCCCCUCGCCAUUCUCCCACGGCCGCCUCCUCUGCCUCAAAGGCCGCGACAACCAUGACGGCUCCUGGAACUCAUACGCCCUUGCGUACCCCGAAGCCCUCCCCCACAACGCGACACUGAUGAAAGGACUAACGUUCGUGUCGUACAACCACUACAACUACGACAACAUCUGGCACGGUCUGUCGGCGGUGGUGCCAUUCAUGGCGUGGCAUAUAAAAAACUCGUGUAAGAUCCCAAAGCGGUGGGUUUUGUACCACUGGGGGGAGAUGAGGGGGAGGAUGGGGGUGUGGCUGGGGAAUUUGAUGGUGGCUACUUUCGGUGGGGCCCAACAUGUGGAGGUGUUCGAGGAGGUGGAGGAAGGGAGGGCGGUUUGUUUCGAGGAGGCGGUGGUGAUGAGGCAUAACGAGGGCGGGAUGUCGAGAGAGAAGAGGAUGGAGGUUUACGAUUUGAUGAGGUGUAAAGCCAGACUGUACUGUAACGUGAGCAGCGGCAGCUUCAGCUUGGAUCAUUUGGAACAAGGACAACAACAACAUGAACAUGAACGUCGUGAUGUAAUUCCUCCAAUUGGAAUCACAUUAUUCAUGAGAACGGGACCGAGAUCCUUCAAAAACGACACUGCGGUGAUUGAAAUCUUUGAGAGGGAGUGUGCUAAGGUGGACGGCUGUCGCUUGAUGGUGGCUUACUCUAACAACCUCACCUUUUGUGACCAGGUGCAGAUAAUGAGCAGGACAGACGUUCUGGUAUCUCCGCAUGGUGCGCAGUUAACUAAUAUGUUCCUAAUGAACAGAAACAGUAGUGUGAUGGAGUUCUUCCCCAAAGGUUGGUUGAAGCUAGCCGGGGUAGGACAAUACGUGUUCCAUUGGAUCGCUAGCUGGUCGGGCAUGAGACACAAAGGUGCAUGGCGGGAUCCAGUUGGGGACCCAUGCGAGUUUGGAGAAGAUGAUCGUCGAUGCAUGUCCAUCUACAAGAGUGGCAAAAUAGGACACAACGAGACCUACCUUACCCAAUGGACUAGAGAUGUUCUCAAUGAGGUCAAGGCAACUAAGAUGGAACAAGCAGCAAUAUCAACUUCUAAUGAGGCAUGUUUAUGUAGUUGA
This is a messenger RNA of Pyrus x bretschneideri (Chinese white pear), 1518 nucleotides long. RefSeq lists its product as uncharacterized. Bases 1 to 1518 code for a protein of 505 amino acids. NCBI's taxonomy places the organism in Eukaryota, Viridiplantae, Streptophyta, Magnoliopsida, Rosales, Rosaceae. The transcript has 2 exons. Gene Ontology annotation, molecular function: glycosyltransferase activity. The record is from RefSeq and is a predicted model, not a curated record.